Molecule: messenger RNA, 17196 nt
Organism: Coregonus sp. 'balchen'
Lineage: Eukaryota; Metazoa; Chordata; Actinopteri; Salmoniformes; Salmonidae
Source: the annotation of a GenBank genome assembly
AUGGUUCUGGUUUUCCCCUCCUCCUCCUCCUCACACGCAGGGCCCAUUGCUCACCUCUCUCUGAAGAGGAACACUAGGAAGGCCCCAGCUCUCCUGGGCCUGCCGGCCCCAGUCACAGUAGAGAAUGGGAACUCAGGUCCUGGUCCUGUGGUGAGGCGGUCCUGUGAGUUUGGAUCAGGUGGAUCGGAGCUCGUCUGGCAGCAGCCCCCCCUGGAGAAGCAGGGUCAGUAUCCCACUAUCCCAGACCGUGCAGGGGGGCAGUGAGCCCCUCCCUGCCCUGCUCUAGCCGCUGCCCCGCCCCCAUUUGCUUUGUGAUGAUCAAGUGUGGUGUUCAUUGGCAAAGUGGUGUCUUGCUCUAACUACAGUUGUGUGAAAAGCUGGGAGAAGAUACGUGAUGCUAACCCAUGGAUAGCUUUGGCUAAUGAGUACUGUGAUCAUAUGAAGCUGAGUGUGUGGAGUACCCUUUGUGAAUGAGAGCUACGGUGUUGAUGGAAAAUCAACAAAUAUUGCAGGAAACCGGUAAGGUCUAGAAAGUGGUGUUGGUGCCCGUUCUUUUUUGCUUUCAUGGCUGUGAAAUACAUUAUUAUUAUUUGCUGGGCAAGUUAGGAGAUGGCAUGUGUUCAAGAAUGCUUUUUGUCUUUGACACAAAGCAGAUGGAUGGUUGCUCCAGUUGUGUGGUGGUGCUUGUUUUAAUAUGUAUGCUCUGUUUGCUUUUAGACACUUUCUUGCUCUCCCAAUCUCUGAGUUUUUUUAUUGGGUAGUCGGGAGGAUACACUUUGAAUCUGAACUUUAGGCAGGUGCCACAUUGUUUUAAGUAGUUUGUUUCAAAUGCCCUUUGAGAGGUACUUUUCAGUGCCAAAACUCUGCUCGAUGCUUUAAGAACCCACUGAACCAGCAUUGAAGAAUGCCUUGAUUGAACCCAUCCGUUAUUCCAACAGUCACUAUUUGGCAGGGAGAGUGAAUUAGUGAAAUUAGUUGUCCCUCCGUUUGUAUCUAACAACUUGAGAAAAUAAAAGUAUUCUAGAAUCCCCCAGCAGGAAAACAAAGGCCUGGUCCAGACUAUAAUCAACCAAUAAUCAAUGUUUGAGAACACCACAGAACCAUUAACAUCAUUCUGGAAGGGUUCCUGUCAAUGAGAAUUUCUAUCUCUAAUUCAACCUAAGCUUGAAUCAUUACCAGAGGUUGUAAGGCUCUGGUUUUAAUCAUAAAUGAUUCAAGGUCCACAACCAGCAAGAUUGAUCUGAAUUUUUAUUCAUGGAGAGCUCUGGCGCCAAAACCCAUACACUCCUGUUUUAUACCCCUUGACACACAAAGGCACUUUGCUCCGCCCACCUUUAGGAGGCUUUUUUUAACCCGUUUUCUCAGUCCCCUUCACCCUGGAAUGUUUAGUCCCGCCCCCCUCUGUUAGUGGGUUGCCACUACAUUAUAACUCUAACACCGUUCACACAUUUAUACUGUAUUUGGGGUGAAAUCCUUUAGUCAUUAUUCUUAAAAUACAAAUUAAUCUAACAGUUCCCAUUCCUAAUGGAAUGACGUUUUGCAGUCUAUGGUUGAGUUCUACAUUGCAGACGAUGCACCUAUCCAUGCGUUGUGAGAUAUGGCAUGCGUCUGCAAUGUAGUCAGCCUGGAUUGCAGCCUUUGUGACGACCCAUAGGGAUUCCAUUGCAGUUCAGUGUGUCCUUCUCCACCUGCCGUAGUGUACUGUAGUCUAGCUGUCACUGGAUUCCCUAUAGCUCAUUAUUUCUGUAGGUGUUGAGCUAUAAAGGAGGAGGGGAGGAUACAACUCAAUAUUAGGAAGGUGUUCUUAAUGUUUUGUACACUGUGUAUAGUCCCAAAUGACACCCUAUUCCCUAUAUAGUCCACUAUAUAGCGCUGGUCAAAAGUAGUGGAAAGGGUGCCAUUUGGGACACAGACCUUAGUCUCUCACUGAUAGACAUAAGGACUGAGUCUCUCGCCAACAGAUAUUCUGGCCUGCUUAGUACUGCUGGCCAGUGUCUGUGUGUCUGUCUAUUCACUCUGGCUCAGGUAAACAGAUGUUAUGUACAAAGAGCACCCCUUCCUACAGUUGAAGUCGGAAGUUUACAUACGCUUAGGUUGGAGUCAUUAAAACAAGUUUUUCAUCCACUCCACAAAUUUCUUGUUAACAAACUAUAGUUUUGGCAAGUCGGGUAGGACAUCUACUUUGUGCAUGACACAAGUAAUUGUUUACAGACAGAUUAUUUCACUUAUAAUUCACUGUAUCACAAUUCCAGUGUGUCUGAACUUUACAUACACUAAGUUGACUGUGCCUUUAAACAGCUUGGAAAAUUCAAGAAAAUUAUGUCAUGGCUUUAGAAGCUUCUGAUAGGCUAAUUGACAUCAUUUGAGUCAAUUGGAGGUGUACCUCUGGAUGUAUUUCAAGGCCUACCUUCAAACUCAGUGCCUCUUUGCUUGACAUCAUGGGAAAAUCAAAAGAAAUCAUCCAAGCCCUCAGAAAAAAAUGGUAGACCUCCACAAGUCUGGUUCAUCCUUGGGAGUAAUUUCCAAACGCCUGAAGGUACCACGUUCAUCUGUACAAACAAUUGUACGCAAGUACAGUGGGGGAAAAAAGUAUUUGAUCCCCUGUUGAUUUUGUACAUUUGUCCACUGACAAAGAAAUGAUCAGUCUAUAAUUUUAAUGGUACGUUUAUUUGAACAGUGAGAGACAGAAUAACAACAAAAGAAUCCAGAAAAACACAUGUCAAAAAUGUUAUUUAUUGAUUUGCAUUUUAAUGAGGGAAAUAAGUAUUUGACCCCUCUGCAAAACAUGACUUAGUACUUGGUGGAAAAACCCCUUGUUGGCAAUCACAGAGGUCAGACGUAUCUUGUAGUUGGCCACCAGGUUUGCACACGUCUCAGGAGGGAUUUUGUCCCACUCCUCUUUGCAGAUCUUCUCCAAGUCAUUAAGGAUUCGAGGCUGACGUUUGGCAACUCGAACCUUCAGCUCCCUCCACAGAUUUUCUAUGGGAUUAAGGUCUGGAGACUGGCUAGGCCACUCCAGGACCUUAAUGUGCUUCUUCUUGAGCCACUCCUUUGUUGCCUUGGCCGUGUGUUUUGGGUCAUUGUCAUGCUGGAAUACCCAUCCACGACCCAUUUUCAAUGCCCUGGCUGAGGGAAGGAGGUUCUCACCCAAGAUUUGACGGUACAUGGCCCCGUCCAUCGUCCCUUCGAUGCGGUGAAGUUGUCCUGUCCCCUUAGCAGAAAAACACCCCCAAAGCAUAAUGUUUCCGCCUCCAUGUUUGACGGUGGGGAUGGUGUUCUUGGGGUCAUAGGCAGCAUUCCUCCUCCUCCAAACAGGGCGAGUUGAGUUGAUGCCAAAGAGCUCGAUUUUGGUCUCAUCUGACCACAACACUUUCACCCAGUUCUCCUCUGAAUCAUUCAGAUGUUCAUUGGCAAACUUCAGACGGGCAUGUAUAUGUGCUUUCUUGAGCAGGGGGAUUUCAGUCCUUCACGGCGUAGUGUGUUACCAAUUGUUUUCUUGGUGACAAUGGUCCCAGCUGCCUUGAGAUCAUUGACAAGAUCCUCCCGUGUAGUUCUGGGCUGAUUCCUCACCGUUUUCAUGAUCAUUGCAACUCCACGAGGUGAGAUCUUGCAUGGAGCCCCAGGCCGAGGGAGAUUGACAGUUCUUUUGUGUUUCUUCCAUUUUCGAAUAAUUGCACCAACUGUUGUCACCUUCUCACCAAGCUGCUUGGCCAUGGUCUUGUAGCCCAUUCCAGCCUUGUGUAGGUCUACAAUCUUGUCCCUGACAUCCUUGGAGAGCUCUUUGGUCUUGGCCAUGGUGGAGAGUUUGGAAUCUGAUUGAUUGAUUGCUUCUGUGGACAGGUGUAUUUUAUACAGGUAACAAGCUGAGAUUAGGAGCACUCCCUUUAAGAGUGUGCUCCUAAUCUCAGAUCGUUACCUGUAUAAAAGACACCUGGGAGCCAGAAAUCUUCCUGAUUGAGAGGGGGUCAAAUACUUAUUUCCCUCAUUAAAAUGCAAAUCAAUUUAUAACAAUUUUGACAUGCGUUUUUCUGGAUUUUUUUGUUGCUAUUCUGUCUCUCACUGUUCAAAUAAACCUACCAUUACAAUUAUAGACUAAUCAUUUCUUUGUCACUUGUCAAACGUACAAAAUCAGCAGGGGAUCAAAUACUUUUUUCCCUCACUGUAUAAACACCAUGGGACCACGCAGCCGUCAUACCGCUCAGGAAGGAGACGCAUUCUGUCUCCUAGAGAUGAACGUACUUUGGUGCGAAAAGUGCAAAUCAAUCCCAGAACUACAGCAAAGGACCUUGUGAAGAUGCUGGAGGAAACAGGUACAAAAAUAUCUAUAUCCACAGUAAAACAAGUCCUAUAUCGACAUAACCUGAAAGGCCACUCAGCAAGGAUGAAGCCACUGCUCCAAAACCACCAUAAAAAAGCCAGACUAUGUUUUGCAGCUGCACAUGGGGACAAAGAUCGUACUUUUUGGAGAAAUGUCCUCUGGUAUGAUGAAACAAAAAUAGAACUGUUUGGCCAUAAUGACCAUCGUUUUGUUUGGUGGAAAAAGGGGGUGGCUUGCAAUCCGAAGAAUACCAUCCCAACCGUGAAGCACGGGGGUGGCAGCAUCAUGCUGUGAGGGUGCUUUGCUGCAGGAGGGACUGGUGCACUUCACAAAAUAGAUGGUAUCAUGAGGAAGGAAAAUUAUGUGGAUAUAUUGAAGCAACAUCUCAAGACAUCAGUCAGGAACUUAAAGCUUGGUCGCAAAUGGGUCUUCCAAAUGGACAAUGACCCCAAGCAUACUUCCAAAGUUGUGGCAUAAUGGCUUAAGGACAACAAAGUCAAGGUAUUGGAAUGGCCAUCACAAAGCCCUGACCUCAAUCCUAUAGAAAAUGUGUGGGCAGAACUGAAAAAGCGUGUGCGAGCAAGGAGGCCUACAAACCUGACUCAGUUACACCAGCUCUGUCAGGAGGAAUGGGCCAAAAUUCACCCAGCCGAUUGUGGGAAGCUUGUGGAAGGCUACCCGAAACGUUUGACCCAAGUUAAACAAUUUAAAGGCAAUGCUACCAAAUACUAAUUGAGUGUAUGUAAACUUCUGACCCACUGGGAAUGUAAUGAAAUAAAUAAAAGCUGAAAUAAAUCAUUCUCUCUACUAUUAUUCUGACAUUUCACAUUCUUAAAAUGAAUGGUGAUCCUAACUGACCUAAGAAAGGGAAUUUUUACUAUGAUUAAAUGUCAGGAAUUGUGAAAAAUAUGAGUUUAAAUGUAUUUGGCUAAGGUGUACGUAAACUUCCGACUUCAGCUGUAUAUCAUUAGCAUACUUGUGCUGCUGGUAGGAAUUGCAAUAUCAAUAUUUUUUUUAAACAUGUUUAGUCAUUUAGCAGACGCUCUUAUCCAGAGGGACUUACAGUUAGUGAAUGCAUACAUGUUUAUUUUAUUUAUUUAUUUAUUUUUUCAUACUGGCCCCCCGUGGGAAACAAACCCACAUCCCUGCCGUCCAAACCCUCCCCUACCUUGGACGACGCUGGACCAAUUGUGCGCCGCCCAUGGGUCUCCCGGUCACGGCCGGCUGCGACAGAGCCUAGACUCGAACCAGGAUCUCUAGUGGCACAGCUGGCACUGCGAUGCAAUGCCUUAGACCACUGCGCCACUCGGGAGUCUGGAGAAAGCAUUCUGGCAGUAUCUAGACUUGACAGUUCAUGCAGCUUUAGUAUUCUGAUCAUAGAGUUCUGAUCAUGGAAUUCCGAACGCGUCAUACACCUACAUUUAAAUGUGUCUACUGUGCCCACAGUGUGUCCGGAUUCCCUAUUCCCGCGCUAUAUUCAAAUGCCAGUAUGCAAACAGUGGAAUAGGCUAAAUAAGAUAACACAACAACAACUGAUGGCAGUAGCUAACUAGCCAGCUAACCUCUGUAGGUAGCAAGCAACACCAAAGGGAUUGCAAAUGGGUUAGUAUAACUCUAGCCAAACAAAAAAUAGUUUUUCUAAAUAUUAGCUAGCUGGCUAGAAUUUAUGAGGACAGCAAACACGUUCCUCACACGCUAGGAACGUAUUUCCUCCAACGUUAUAAUGAAAAGGUGCCUCGGUCCUGAUGACUUCGCCCACUGUGUGCGCUUUCAGUAGCCUGAUUGUGUCUAGACUGAGGAGAAAUCUGCAUGCAAUGCGUCCCUGACCACCCUCUGAAGUGGUCAGCCUGAUCUGAAAACAAUCAGGCCAAACCCUCCCCUAACCCGGAUGAUACAGUGCCUUAGACCGCUGCGCCACUCGGGAGGCCGGUUUUUAAGCAGCUACAGCUUCUGGCUUAUUCUGACAGCAUUCAGAGAGCGGGAGGGAGAGGGAAAGAGGGGGUAGAGGGUAAAAGACUGGUAAAGAGAGAGGGUGAGUGGGGGAAAGAGAGACGGAAAGAGAAGGAGAGAGAAAUGGAGAGGCUAAGUGGGAGCGGCAGUAAUGUUGUCUUUGGUCUAACAUUAUCAAUGUGAGUCUUGUUUAACCUAGUGGGCACUGGAGGACUUCCUCUCUCUCAUUUAUCUCUUUAUCUAACCUCACACGGACACUGGUGGUGAGAGCGUUAUAUCUGCGUCCCAAAUGGCAUCCUAUUCCCUAUAUAGUGCACUACUUUUGAUCAGAGCCAUAUGGGAAUUGAUGAAAGGUGAUGAUACAUUCUUUGUCCAUAAAUAAAUAAAGCUAAAAUCAGCUUUGGGAAGCUCUUAUCCUAUAGGCCUAUGGGCUCAAUAGUGCACUAAAUAGGGAAUUCAGUGCUAUUUGGGACACAGCCUUAGGCAUCUUCAUCUUCAUCUAACAUGAUGAAUUAUCACUGAAAGGAAGAUUACUCAUAGCAGACAGUAUGACAGUCUAUGAAUGAUAUUGCUCUCAAAUACUUGUGGUUACCAGCCCUUAUAGAUGGGUGCUAUGGCGGGCUAGUAGUGGUGUUUGAUCCAAUUUAGCUUAUGUAUGGUCCUUGACUGGGGCGCUAGUGUCUUGCAGUGGAAAGCUGAGAGAUUGAGAUGGAGUACUAGGAAUGUAAAGGAAAGACAGUGAGGAAAAUUCCUUGUGGUUUCUCUGUCUGGAAUGAUAUUACACGCUAAUCCACUUCAAUCAGAAUCUAAAUCUAGCAGGGAAAAAGUCACGGCUGAUGCUUUUUGACAUUGUCCAGGCGGUAUGACAGAGAGAAAAUGUGAAUUCACGGCAUGAUUAGACUUUCAAAAACAUCUGGCAUCUGAGAAGUGAUACAUGUCAAGGAGUGGGAGAGAGAGAGUAAAAAUGAUUACUUUUUUACAGUGAAUUGAAAGAUAGAUGUCACAUAUGGGAUGUCUCAGAGAGAGGGAGAGGCGGAAGUGUUGCAUCAAUUAUGUUAUGUUGAAGCAUUUGGGGGAAUUAUGUUAUGACCAGGGGAUUGAAGUGGGGCGGUAAUGAUUACAAAAAAAACCUGCAGCUCCAGUACUGGACUUAAAGGGGCAAUCUUGGAUUGGUACAUAUAUUUUUGGACUGAAGAAUAUAACUUGUAAAUUCCUUAAUGAUCAUAAGCUUUGUUCAAUUUGCUUACCCCUUCGGAACCCAAACUAUAAACUUGUUUUACCCCAUCUCUCAGCUGUUUACCAAAAACGUAGUGGGUGCCUGCUUUGUUUUGUUUUAAUCCGAUAUUGCCCCUUUUAUCACAACCUGACUUAGCGGCUGGUGGCCUGGGGACAUGUGACUGUCAGCUUGGACAACUUAAUUCACAGCAUUAGUUUAUUUGACAUGGUUGUCAUAGAUCUUUUUAUAUGUUACGGUGUGGUCCCACACAUUCAACCUCACACAUGUAGCAGAUAUGUAUGUGAAGCUAUAGGCCUAGAUCACAAAUUUAACAUUGCCAAAACUUGGGAAAGGGAAAGGGGAUACCUAGUCAGUUGUACAACUGAAUGCAUUCAACUGAAAUGUGUCUUCCGCAUUUAUCCCAACCCCUCUGAAUCAGAGCGGUGCGGGGGGCUUCCUUGAUCGACGUCCACGUCAUCGGCUCCCGGGGAGCAGUUGUUGUUGGGGGUUAAUUGCCUUGCUCAAGGGCAGAACAGCCUUUCGGUUACUGGCUCAACGAUCUUAACCGCUAGGCUACCUGCAAUGAAUUUCAAAGGCAGCACUAUGUUAGGUAAAACUAUGUUACACAAUGUUAGGUAGCCAAGAUUUGGUAGUAGAUCUAUCAUCUUAGAUAAAGUUAAGAUUACAUUUUCAUAAAGAUGAAAAUAGUUUUUGGGUGGUUGCAGAGUUACAUCCCUCUUGUGGAGUGGAUGUACUUCGGGGUGUUAACUUUUUAGUCUUCAUACACCUCAAAUCUGUUUUCAAACGGAGGGAGUUCAAAGGAAACUAGCUAGAGGGGUCCUUGAAUGCAAAUGAGGUGACAUUAAACACUUUUCUCUAUGAUUUUAAAACAGAUUAGUUGAUAAGGGCUGAGGUCUAUGGAAGGACCAAGAGAAACCCAGCACAGCAGCAUAUCAAUCACUCUCCUUCCUCAGAUUGACUUUUACGGAGUUAACCAUUGUCUAUGUCUGUCUAUUCUGCAUCCGGGGACACCUGUUUGGAUGCAUGCGCCUCGUGACCUGACUAACCCCUGUGGCCCACCGCCGUCUGUCUGUCUGUGUGUCCUUGGACCCUUGCCCUCGUGCCUCCUCCCGUCGUAGGUUGCAUCCCAAGUGGAACCCUAUUCCCUAUAUAGUGCACUACUUUUGACCAGGGCCUAUACGGAUAUUGUAUGUAUGAGCCGUGUUCAAAAGUAGUGCACUAUAUAAGGAAUAGAGUACUGUUUGAGAGGCAGCCCGACCCUUCCCUCACUGUUGUGCUGGCUUGGCUGUGGCAGCCUAUGGCAGCCUGUGGCCCUUGUUUAGCUAUAGGGCUGAGGGCUGGGGGGACUAACAGUAACAGGCUUCCUUCACCUUGCCUCUCCUCACGUCCAGAGAAGAACUCUGCCCCUCCAGAUGUUACCAGCUACACCACAGACUCCAUACAGGUGGAGAGACCGCAGGGCUCCACCACAGCAUCCAGAGCCACGCCCAAGUACGGCAACGCAGAGCUCAUGGAGACCGGAGAUGGUGAGUACAUACAGGGGUUGGGGUAGUGUGUGUGUCCAUGAAGGUGUGUGUGACCGUAACGGUGUGUGCGAGUGUGUGUGACCUAAAUUUGUGUUCAUGGUGCGUGUCUUUCUUGACAGUGAUGGGUAUUUUGGGGUCAUGUUUGUGUUUUUCAUGUGUACAGCCCUUCUUUGUUUUGAAAUGUUAGUGUCAUGGUAUUAUGUCAGUUUGUUUUAGGAGCAGCAUGAAAGAAAAUAAGAUCCGAUACAUAAUGUUUUACAGAUAUAUGCCUUUUAUGGUUCAAUUUGGUUGUGAAUGGAACGACACAAGAAUAACUAUUUUCAUCAUCUUUUAAUUUGAUUUAUUAAGUUUGGCGUCACAUAACUUUUCAGUUAGAUCUGCAACAGACACCAGAAAUUACUUAAAUAUGAGCAGUGAAAUUCAAACUCCCCUUUUUACACAGACGCAUCGCUCACAUAUAUUGAUUUACACUUCUCUCUUUGAGCACAUGACCUUUGAUGGCUCACUUUUGGAAGCUUUCUUUGACACAUCAGAGGUUAUUCAAAUCCUUUGAGGAAGUAGAAUAGAAUGCAUCUGACUCUUGAAACGCAAACCCAAAAUGGAUUCUGACAUUUGUUCUGAAUGAGCUCGAGUCAGAUGAUGGAGUAUGCCAAUGUGGGCCUCUCUGCUAUUUUAAUUUGUUCUCCUGAGGCAUACGGCAUCGCGCAGACAAAUCUGUUCAUCAGAUGCUCCAGUCAAUAGUGCUGAGGAAUAGAUUUGUUGAGCACACAGAGCACACGUCGUCGAGAGUCUGCUUGAUAGAUCAAGUUUCAAGCUUUACAGAUGGGGUUUACUGGGUUACUACGCUCAUGGAGGCUCUGGAAAGAACUACACCUGUCUCCUUAACUUCAGUACCAAGGCCAAACUUGUGUUUUGAGAUUUAAAAUGUUUAGUAUUUAGUUUUUUUGCUAUUUACUUGUUAUAUAUAGCCUAACAAAGUUCACGCAGUGACCGUGCUCGGGGAGAACAGAAAACCAGCAGGCUCUGGACCUCAUAGGAUAAGAGUUGGUUUAUACUUUAAAAUUUGAGGGACAGGCUUGUGUGUGUGUGUGUGUGUACCACUUUUCUCUCCCUCUGUCUUUGUGGCGUGUUUAGUGCCGUGGGAAGACGUGUCAUUGGAGAGAAAUGGCCAGGGGGAUAGUGUCAUUGGAACUUAAGCAGGGGUAAUAGACAGUAGAGAAGACACUUUGGAUAUUGCCCAGUGAAGUGUGGCUGUCUCCUCUCAGAAGACUUGGAGAAGUGGCCUUGCCAGUCCAAUUAGAUAUAGAAGUUUCCAUGAAGUAUAGACGUUUCUAUGUGUGUGUAUUGAUCUGUGUGUGUGUUAACCCCUACAGGUGUUCCAGUAGGUGGCCGAGUGUCAGCCAAAAUCCAGCAGCUAGUCAACACGUUGAAGAGACCCAAACGGCCUCCCUUAAGAGAAUUCUUUGUUGACGAUUUCGAAGAACUUCUAGAGGGUAAGAGGGCAUCCAUCCCAUAGGGCUCUGUUCAAAGAUAAUGCACUAUAUAGGGCACAGGGUGUCAUUUUGGACGCACCCAAGACCUCUGAAGGUUGAUUUCUGAAUGUGUAAAAACUCUGAAUGAAUUUGCUGUUGCAAUACAUUAUUAUAUUGUUACAGGUUAUAGAAAAAGUUAUUAAUUGAAAACCUCUUUGCUGUGUUACAAUCUAAAACAUUGCGUUGUUCCUGUGAUGCUCCAGUACAACAGCCUGACCCCAACCAGCCCAAAGCGGAGGGGGCCCAGAUGCUGGCGAUGAGGGGGGAGCAGCUAGGGGUGGUCACUAACUGGCCCCCGUCGUUGGAGGCUGCCCUGCAGAGGUGGGGCACCAUCUCUCCCAAAGCCCCAUGCCUCACCACUAUGGACACCAACGGAAAACCACUGUACAUUUUAACCUACGGUAGGUGUUAUGUCCGCACAGUACGUACAGUGCGUCAUUCACGUGAGAUGUUAUUGUUAGUGUUUGACUCUCGGGUCAUUCUAUCAUUCAAACUUAACAGUAAGGACACAGCCCGUUACACUCAUCUAAAGGAUUGGCUCGUACGGCACAUGAUUGCUAUUGAAACACUAAAGACAAAUCACCAGAGAGACAGCAAUGAAAGUGUGUUCUAUAACAGUAAUGAAAAUGUCCUCUUCUCUUCUAUAAUGUUGAACUAUAGCUUUGCCUUCCAUAAUAAUACCAUGACCCAGCCAUCCAGGACUGUUUAGUUAUUCUGUGAGUGAAGCAGCAACACUUUUACUGUUGGAUAUGUUAACGAUCCACUCAGAGACGCUCCAUAACUGUGAUUGAUUCCAUGGGUACAUUCCAAAUGGCACCCUAGUCCCUAUAUUGUACACUACUUUUGACAAGAGCCCUAUGUGCCCUGGUCAAUAGUUGUGUACUAAAUAGGGAUUAGGGUGUCAUUUGGGAUACAAAGCCAUGCGUGCUGCAGUGGAGUACUCGGGAGGGUUUCGUUUUGAAAUGCUGCUUCAUGCUUAGUCUUCCUACCAACCUUAUUAGUACAGACAAGUACCAAACAAUACUGUUACCUGCCGCUGAAGCAUAUUAAUGACAGCCACAUGAGGAACGCAAAGUACUUUAUGUGGAAAAAUACUAAAUGUGCUGUACUGUGGCACAGCACUGGUGCAGCGAUUUAUUGUAGUCAUUUCAUUUACAUAUACAUUUUAGUCAUUUAGCAGACGCUGUUAUCCAGAGCAUACAUUUUUUGUAAUGGUCCCCCGUGGGAAUCCAACCCACAACCCUGGCGUUGCAAGCACCAUGCUCUACCAACUGAGCCACACAGGACCACCACAUUUCUAAUUUCCAUAGCUAUUUAGUUCAGUGGUAUAAUACUUUCUCUCACUUAGAGGUCUUUAAGUUAAGUGUAUUGUAUUACAUUUAAAAUAUGAAAAGUUAAAUCCACUCAGUGACUAUAUAGAGGAAUGUAAUGCAAUAUGUUUGCAGCCCUACAGUGUAAUACUGUGACACUAGACACUCAGUCUACUCCUCUCUGCUUACUUAGAUUCAGGUCUUUGGUCGAGGGGUGUACAAUUAUUUGGAGAGAAAAGCUCUGCCUCAGUACACUAGCGCUUAUGAAUUUAGAACUUCUGGGGAGGGACCCCUGUGAAGCUGUGAGAAUGAAAUUACAUGUAGGAUGCAUCCCAAAUGGCACCCUAUUCCAGAUCUCUUGGUCGUGGUCAAAAGUAGUGCACUACAUAGGGAAUAGUGUGCCAUUUAUAGGGGAUAGUGUGCCAUUUGUGGUGCAACCGUAGACACCAUGUCCCAGCUCCCCAACCGCUGCUAACUGAGUCAUGGAGACAUGACUGGCAGACAGGCAGCAUCCCCCACAGGAAUAACAUAGUCUCCAUCCCAAAUGGCACCCUAUUUCCUAUAUAGUGCAAUACUUUUAACCAAGGCCCAUAGGGCUCUGGUCAAAAGUAGUGCAGUAUAUAGAAAAUAGGGUGCCAUUUGGGACGCAGGCAUAAAACCCCAGUCAGUUAGCACCAUCAUGCAGCCCAAACCAGGCCUCAAUGGAAAUAGUGCAGUGUCUGUCAGUCUGCACUGUCGGUGUGAACAUAUUGAUUUAUAAAGGGAGGUGGCUGAUUGGACAGUGCUCACCAGACUGUGAAAUGUCUGCAGCCAGCCUACCUUGUGUCAGGAGCCUAGCGUCGAGGUCCAGCUCUCUGGGAGGGAAGAGACAGUUGGUCGGGUGAGAGAGAGCUACUGGGCCCUGUGCUGUGUGAACAACUCUCUGUCUUCAGUGUGCAGUGCUGAAUCUUAAUCUGACUCUCAGAAGUUAACUUCGAGUGAAUCUUCGUCUCUGUCGUCUCUCUCUCUCUUUCUCACUCUUUCUCUCUUUCUCGCUCUCUUUGAACUCUAUCUCUCUGUAGUCUCGCUACUCUCUCUCGUGCUCUUCUUACUUUACCCAUUUCUCUUUCUACUCUCUCUCUCUCUCUCCACACACACUCUCUCUACUCAAAUUCAGUUUGCUUUAUUGGCAUGAAAUACAAUUUGUAGAUAUUGCGAAAGCAGUAUAGUGGUACAGCAUUUCAGUACAUACAGUAAAAUGCAAUGAGGAUAAUGAAAUACAAUUAAUUUCAGUAGUAAUAAUAAUAGUACAUACAGUAUAAUCAUGUACAGUGGGGAAAAAAAGUAUUUAGUCAGCCACUAAUUGUGCAAGUUCUCCCACUUAAAAAGAUGAGAGAGGCCUGUAAUUUUCAUCAUAGGUACACGUCAACUAUGACAGACAAAUUGAGAAAAAAAAUCCAGAAAGUCACAUUGUAGGAUUUUUAAUGAAUUUAUUUGCAAAUUAUGGUGGAAAAUAAGUAUUUGGUCACCUACAAACAAGCAAGAUUUUUGGCUCUCACAGACCUGUAACUUCUUAUUUAAGAGGCUCCUCUGUCCUCCACUCGUUACCUGUAUUAAUUGCACCUGUUUGAACUUUUUAUCAGUAUAAAAGACACCUGUCCACAACCUCAAACAGUCACACUCCAAACUCCACUAUGGCCAAGACCAAAGAGCUGUCAAAGGACACCAGAAACAAAAUUGUAGACCAGCACCAGGCUGGGAAGACUGAAUCUGCAAUAGGUAAGCAGCUUGGUUUGAAGAAAUCAACUGUGGGAGCAAUUAUUAGGAAAUGGAAGACAUACAAGACCACUGAUAAUCUCCCUCGAUCUGGGGCUCCACGCAAGAUCUCACCCCGUGGGGUCAAAAUGAUCACAAGAACGGUGAGCAAAAAUCCCAGAACCACACGGGGGGACCUAGUGAAUGUCCUGCAGAGAGCUGGGACCAAAGUAACAAAGCCUACCAUCAGUAACACACUACGCCGCCAGGGACUCAAAUCCUGCAGUGCCAGACGUGUCCCCCUGCAUAAGCCAGUACAUGUCCAGGCCCGUCUGAAGUUUGCUAGAGUGCAUUUGGAUGAUCCAGAAGAGGAUUGGGAGAAUGUCAUAUGGUCAGAUGAAACCAAAAUAGAACUUUUUCGUAAAAACUCAACUCGUCGUGUUUGGAGGACAAAGAAUGCUGAGUUGCAUCCAAAGAACACCAUACCUACUGUGAAGCAUGGAGGUGGAAACAUCAUGCUUUGGGGCUGUUUUUCUGCAAAGGGACCAGGACGACUGAUCCGUGUAAAGGAAAGAAUGAAUGGGGCCAUGUAUCGUGAGAUUUUGAGUGAAAACCUCAUUCCAUCAGCAAGGGCAUUGAAGAUGAAAUGUGGCUGGGUCUUUCAGCAUGACAAUGAUCCCAAACACACCGCCCGGGCAACGAAGGAGUGGCUUCGUAAGAAGCAUUUCAAGGUCCUGGAGUGGCCUAGCCAGUCUCCAGAUCUCAACCCCAUAGAAAAUCUUUGGAGGGAGUUGGUCUGUGUUGCCCAGCGACAGCCCCAAAACAUCACUGCUCUAGAGGAGAUCUGCAUGGAGGAAUGGGCCAAAAUACCAGCAACAGUGUGUGAAAACCUUGUGAAGACUUACAGAAAACGUUUGACCUAUGUCAUUGCCAACAAAGGGUAUAUAACAAAGUAUUGAGAAACUUUUGUUAUUGACCAAAUACUUAUUUUCCACCAUAAUUUGCAAAUAAAUUCAUUAAAAAUCCUACAAUGUGAUUUUCUGGAGAAAAAAAAUCUCAUUUUGUCUGUCAUAGUUGACGUGUACCUAUGAUGAAAAUUACAGGCCUCUCUCAUCUUUUUAAGUGGGAGAACUUGCACAAUUGGUGGCUGACUAAAUACUUGUUUUCCCCACUGUAUACAGAUACAACACUACUGCUGGUGUGUAGUAUUUGGUCAAUAAAAAUCAGAUUAUAAAAAGAAAAAGAAAGAAUGUCAACAACAUGUACAUGGAUGAUGGUUACAUUAUGUAUUACUUGUAAGUUAUAUACAAUGUAAAUACUUCAGAUAAUUAAUGGUCAUCUGAUGUCCCUCAGGCUAUGGCAAUCAUAUACAUAUCUGGCAGUAAUAUUUGCGGUUUCUCCCUCACCCAGAAUAAUUCCCAGCUUUAUGUUAUUAGUAAAUACACAACAUUUUGGAAUACCCCUUUCUCUCUUUCGCUCUCUAUCUCUAUCUAUCUACACUCUACUCUCUCUCUGCUAUCUCUACUCUCUCUCUCUCUCCCCUUGCUGUCUACUCUCUGCUCGUUAAUUCCUCUGGUUUCUCUGUGAUGCUUCAUGACAAAGACAAGGUCAUUUUGCUUACAGCGUCAACUCAUACUUGAUAGCUUUAUCGAAAUACAGAUAGGAUUAAUUCCUCCUAAUGAGUGUCUCUGGGUCCAAAAAAUACUGUUUUUUAAUUACAUUAAUUUAUCAUCCAGAAAUUGGCUAGUUAAAUGCUCACACUGCACUGCAGUUAAAUAUUGGGAAUUUAGUCAAUAUCUAUCCCAUCCGCCUUUACAAAUGAGUACUAUGUAUUGUAGAUAGAAUGGUAUCCAUUUAAGCCGUCCUUAGAUAAAUGAAAAAUAAAUAAUUGCAGAUUAGGAUCAUUUAAUUUAACGAUGGGCCGACUAGAGAUCACAGCAGCAUGAUAGAACAACAUUUCCCUCCAGUACUGUAUCCCAAAUGGCACCCAAUUCCUUAUAUAGUGCAUUACUUUGACCAUAGCCCUGGUCAAAAGUAGCGUACUAAGUAUGGGAAUAUGGUGCCAUUUGGCCCUAUGUAAUUUAGAUAUACAAUUACUGUUGACUGGGGUGCUUCUUUACGUGAUCAUGGAAACAUAGCGCUCCGUAUCUAGGAAGGUAAUAUUCUCCAUUAUUCACUGUCUAUGGUCCAUUAAUAAAGAUAAUGAUGAUUAUGCCUAAAUCAUGCUGUAUGCCCUCAUUAGUUUAGCUCAAGCUCCCAAGCCAAGUAGUUUAUGUAAUAAUCCAGUUUUUUUUUUAUUCCAGAGGGAAAGCUAUCUGAAACGUUUUAUUUUUCUACACCUUCACAAGAUGUGGGCUGAGAAAUGUCUAUCCACACAGUAGAUUGAAUUAGUAGAAAUCCACUGAGCUUGUAGAGCUGAGAUCACCUAGAGAUCUCUGAGAGAAAGAAAUGCCAAACUGACAGAAAGAAAAGUCGCGUGUGCGCGCGCACACACACACACACACACACAAACCUACCAAUGUUCAGGCAAACCAGGAGUUGGGUGUGGUGUAAACACAGUGUAGGUAUGACACGGCCAAAGACUGACUCAUCACUUCUCAGGGUGCCAGGUCUGAUGUCACUGAGUCCCCAUGUCACCACUGAGUCGGUUAGUCAGCCCUCAAAGGAAAGUCAGUCUGUCUCAAAUGGCACCCUAUACCCUAGGGCUCUGGGGGAAAAGUAGUGCACUAUAAAGGGAAUAGGGUGCCAUUUGAGACAGAGUCAGGACCAGUCACACAGAGACACACUGUCACCACGUUACCUCAGAGGCCUCCAAGGAACACCCUCAGCUCGCUCUUCCUCUCAGCAUCUGGAGAAUUGUUACCGUAACCAGGCAGAUCAGAGCUGGGUCGUAUUCAUUAGGCACCAAAUGGAAGAAACAGGGAGAAACUACCUGAACUUGUCCAAUAAGAAAUGCUCAUUUUUGUUUUCCAUUGCAUAACAUUUUAAAACAUUUUGUUACGUUGUGCUCUAAUGAAUACAAUGCCGGCAAGUCGUUUGCUUUCUCACUGAUAUGAGUACAAAUGCUUUUUCUUCAAGCUUUAGUCAGUUCUGAGAAAUGUUAAAUACUUGGCUCAAAAUAACGUUUAGUUCACCAUCCAAAAAGGGAGGUUCAAGUUACCUGCAACAUGAUUAUUAUUACCAACCAAUACAACUAGACAUCCCCAUAAACUUGAUUGUCUUUUUUGUGCUUUUCAAUCAUUACCUAUUCAAGCAGCCUACUUUGUAUUAUUUCACAUGCUGUUCUUUCAUGUGCUCUCUCUUCUUCCUCUUGAGGUUGUUUGGAGUGGGUCUAUAACAAUAAUGCUGCCAUCUUUGCCCUGGUCCAUAGCCUCUGAAUCAGAUCAAUAACCAGUGUUUAUUUUGAUUUAACCAUGUAGGAAAACUUUGGUUGCGGAGUAUGAAGGUGGCCUAUAACAUCCUCCACAAGCUGGGGAGCAAGCAGGAACCUAUGGUCAGACCUGGAGACCGGGUGAGUACGUGGGGGGGGGGGGGGGUAAUCGAUAACGGAGGGAGAGAGGAAGGAAUGGAUGGAGGUGGGGAGAGAUGA